Messenger RNA from Penaeus monodon (black tiger shrimp), 1041 nucleotides. RefSeq names its product protein spaetzle 3-like. The coding region runs from base 12 to 767 and encodes 251 amino acids. Gene Ontology annotation, cellular component: extracellular region. Gene Ontology annotation, biological process: regulation of Toll signaling pathway; central nervous system formation; innate immune response. NCBI's taxonomy places the organism in Eukaryota, Metazoa, Arthropoda, Malacostraca, Decapoda, Penaeidae. Gene Ontology annotation, molecular function: growth factor activity; Toll binding. The record is from RefSeq and is a predicted model, not a curated record. The transcript has 2 exons.
CUUGUUUCGCCAUGACACUUACAUUGGCGGUCGUUCUGGCAUGCGCCGGAGUCGUUAUGAGCUCCGUCCAUCCCCCAGCACAUGGCCAUCACCUACAGCCCGCUUACGGUCAUCAUGGGUCUGCUUAUGGUCAUCAUGCGCCUGCUUAUGGUCAUCAUGCGCCUGGUUACGGUCACCAGCCUGCCUACGAGCACGGUUACUGCGACCCAAGUGCUGUCCCCGCCUGCGCUGCCAACUCCACUCUCUCCUACUGCUUGGAAGACGCUGAUUAUCCCGAGUACGAGAUCAAGGCUGCCAUCACUGCCGAUCACCUCUUCGCCAAGAAGUACGCUGACGUCGCCGACCAGUCUGCUGAUGCCCUGGUACACAUGCUUACCAAGGACCAGGAGGAGGCUUUCGACUACUCUUACUACACUGGGGCCUCCACUGGGGACUCUCCUUACGAUGCCACCCACUGGGCUGGUCCUGAGGGCUACAUUUGUCCCUCCGAUGUGGUGUAUGCCAUGCCCAAACGUGCCCAGAAUGUGGACGGCAAGUGGCGUGUCAUUGUCAACGACGUUCACUAUUACAGUCAAACUGCCCGCUUGGAGACUUGUCUGUUCCCAGAGGCUGCUUGCCGCGCCCUUGCUCCUUGCUACCAGAGUCACUGCACCCAGAAGUCAGUGUACCACCGACUCCUAUCCUACGAUCCAUGUGACCCUUACAAGGGUCUCUUCAUCGACAUAUACAAGAUGCCAUCUGCCUGCUCCUGCCAUCUUCCCGCCUAACGCGCCACCACAACGCUCCUCAGCGAAGCGCCACUGUUCACACACCAACAUUUAACACUCCAUGGCCACCACGAGACCACCCACACGCCUGCCCCUUAAAGCGAGGAGAGCACCCAACGUGACUGGAGAAUUGCUUUCUUCACGUACAGCCACUAGUCAUGCCAGUUACUCCUGGGACGCUCCCUGGCGCUGCUCUCUCUCUCUGCUUUUCAAUUUCUUUUCAUUAGAUGCAAGAAGUUCACUGUAAUAUUUUUGCAAAUAAAUCAUUGAUUUC